Hordeum vulgare subsp. vulgare (domesticated barley) is the source of this 1729-nucleotide messenger RNA. Its product is annotated as WAT1-related protein At1g09380-like. Gene Ontology annotation, cellular component: plasma membrane. The transcript is spliced from 7 exons. NCBI's taxonomy places the organism in Eukaryota, Viridiplantae, Streptophyta, Magnoliopsida, Poales, Poaceae. The coding region runs from base 128 to 1297 and encodes 389 amino acids. The record is from RefSeq and is a predicted model, not a curated record. Gene Ontology annotation, molecular function: transmembrane transporter activity.
UAGCUAUAUAGCUGGUAUUGCUUAGUGCAUUUACUCUGCACAGAUCAGUUUGCUCACUUUCUGCUGCUAAAGAAAGCAUCUUCAACCUCAGUACGAUUGAUCAAGCUGCAGGGGAACAUCGAUUAACAUGGAUGCCGCCGCUGUGGACAAGAAGAAGAAGCUGCUGCUGGCGGAGGGGCUGUUGCUCCCGGCGAGCAUGGUGCUGGUGCAGGCCUUCACCAUGGGAGCCCUCAUCCUGUCCAAGCUUGCCUUGAACGUCGGUAUGGCGCCUUUUGUCCUCCUCGCCUACCGCAACCUCAUCGGUGCCAUCACCGUUGCACCCUUCGCCUUCUACUUUGAGAGGGAGAUGGUGAAAAAGGUGAACUUGAAGGUAUGGGGCUGGAUCUCCAUCAACGCUUUGUUUGGAAUUGUGCUAGCAAUGGGACUGCACUACUAUGGCCUGCGCGCCACCAACGCGGCCUACUCUGUCAAUUUCCUUAAUGUGAUCCCCGUUAUCACCUUUAUCAUUGCUGUAAUACUCCGAGUAGAGCGGCUGAAGAUCGGCACAUGCCCAGGCAAGAUGAAGGUCAUCGGUGCGGCGAUUUGCGUGGGGGGAACCAUGGUGAUCAGCAUGUACAAAGGCAAGCUGCUGCAUCUCUGGCCAACCCACCUGCUGAAACCGCAGCUGCAGGCGGCUGGUGCAGCAUCCUCUGUCCCUGACCACCACAACAUGCUCAUCGGCACGCUCUUCUUAGCCGGCAGCUGCCUCAGCUACGCCUUCUGGUUCAUCAUACAGGUUCGAGUGUCCAAGGAGUUUCCGUCCAAGUACUUCUCGACAAUGCUGGCGUGCGUGUCGGGGACCGUGCAAGCGGUGGUGAUCGGGGUCAUGAUCGACAGGCGUCCAAUGGCAUGGGCGCUCAAGUGGAAUCUGCAGCUGCUCACCGUCGUUUACUCGGGGGUGUUCAACACUGGCUUCAGCUUUUGCUUGAUCUUGUGGGCCGUGUCUCGCCGCGGGCCAACGUAUCCUUCCAUGUUCAACUCGCUGUCGCUGAUAAUCACCAUGGUCCUCGACUCGGUGCUGCUUGGCACCGAUCUCUCUGUGGGGAGCUUGCUAGGGGCGAUGUUGAUCAUCGCAGGACUGUACGCCUUCCUCUGGGGGAAAGGGAAGGAAGUGCAAGAGCAGGGCAAGCAAAUCGGGGCGGCAGCGAGCGAAGACGAGAGCAAGGGCAGUGGCGCGGCGGCGGGUGAUGGGCUGGACAGCGUGCAGGUUGGGAAGAACGAGGUGCGAAUUCGCAUGGAAGUGAGCACACAUAUGUAGACAUAAGUAUUGGCGCACAAGGCAAUGAAAGGAGUCUAAUCAAGAUGAACGGUCGAGAUCCGUCUAGGUUGGAAGUGGACCGAAGCUCUGAUUGUAUAUACAUAUUUAUUAUGUAUGUCGACUACGCAAACUCGUAUUUUCUCGAGAUAAGAACAACUCAAAUAGAUUCUUUAAAAUCCUCCCACCUUCUAAAAUCGUCAAAAUAGACAAAACAGACUAACAUAUUCCCUAAAGCAUCCAUAUCCCUAGAAUUUUUAGAGGUUCCUCGAGUGAAUUGCAAAAACAACCACAUUUGGGGCACUGAUAACAUAACUCUGAAGUGGUGUUGGGCCGAUCUGAAGAAAGAGAAGGAGAAGCUGGAUGUUUGCAUUGCUGAGCUGAUGAAAGAUAAUGAGAAGUGGAGCAUUGAGAAGAGUGCUAUGGAGUGCUGCA